This is a messenger RNA of Closterium sp. NIES-65, 3156 nucleotides long. The record is from the annotation of a GenBank genome assembly. Lineage: Eukaryota; Viridiplantae; Streptophyta; Zygnematophyceae; Desmidiales; Closteriaceae.
AUGAGCCACGUGUCGUGCCUAUCUGUAACUCCACUGUUGGCGGUUACAGCAGAUGUGAGUGCUGCACUGCUGGUUACAGCAGAUGUGAGUGCUGCACUGCUGGUACACGCCCACCUUCCAUGCCUUCAGCUCCACGCCGCACGGUUCAUGGCAGAGGAGGUGGUUACAGCGGAGGAGAUCGCCAGCUGGCAGGCUGACGUGGAGGCUGAGUUUGAGCGUGCGUUUGAGAACACCAGCAAGCAACAAGUGUCGCCACAGGAUUGGCUUGCUGCCAACUGGCAAGGGGAGGCGCUUGGAUCGCUGGGAGGAACCGGGGAGAUGGUGAAGGGAGGAACCGGGGAGAUGGUGAAGGGAGGAACCGGGGAGAUGGUGAAGGGAGGAACCGGGGAGAUGGUGAAGGGAGGAACCGGGGAGAUGGUGAAGGGAGGAACCGGGGAGAUGGUGAAGGGAGGAACCGGGGAGAUGGUGAAGGGAGGAACCGGGGAGAUGGUGAAGGGAGGAACCGGGGAGAUGGUGAAGGGAGGAACCGGGGAGAUGGUGAAGGGAGGAACCGGGGAGAUGGUGAAGGGAGGAACCGGGGAGAUGGUGAAGGGAGGAACCGGGGAGAUGGUGAAGGGAGGAACCGGGGAGAUGGUGAAGGGAGGAACCGGGGAGAUGGUGAAGGGAGGAACCGGGGAGAUGGUGAAGGGAGGCCGAGAUGGUGAGGUGGAAAGGACGGGGGAUGCGCUCUGCACUGUACCACCGGACUUCACCUUACACCCUCAGAGCGUAUGUACGGUCAUGCCUCCUCUUAUACCAAGAUCAUCCCUUGCUAUUUGCCGUCAUCCUUUUUGGGCGAUUGCCGCAAGAUCACAACCACUGACUGAUCCCCUCCUCCCUCCCUGUCCCAUGCUUCCUCCGUGUCCCUUUCUUCCUUGCUCCUCCCUUGCCUCCUUCCGCUUUUCUCUCCUCCCUUCUCAUCCGUGCUUCCCUCUGUUUCUCGCCCUCAUCCCACCUGGUGCACCUGUGGCAUUGCUGCUGGAGAAUCGCCGCAAAAUGAUGGCAACUGGGGAAGGCAUCGACUGGGCCAUGGCAGAGGCUCUUGCCUUCGGCUCGCUUCUUCUGCCGUUUGACCCGUCUCUGAACCAGACGGCAGACAGCAACCCCACCCAUGCGGUGCGGCUGAGCGGGCAGGACUGUGAGCGCGGCACCUUCAACCACCGCCAUGCUGUCAUGCAUGACCAGACCACGGGGCAACGAUACACCCCUCUGCAGCACGUGGCUGCAGGACAGGAGCGAUUCAUGGUGUGCAACUCGAGCCUGUCAGAGGCAGCAGUGCUGGGCUUCGAGUACGGCUUCAGUCUGGAGAACGAAAAUGCCCUUGUGUGCUGGGAGGCGCAGUUUGGGGACUUUGCGAACAACGCGCAGGCGAUAAUAGACAACUUCAUAGUGAGCGGGGAGGACAAGUGGAUGACCCCCACGGGCCUUGUGCUGCUGCUGCCGCACGGCUUUGACGGCCAGGGCCCCGAACACUCCUCCGCCCGCCUCGAGAGGUACCUGCAGCUGGUGAACGACGAUGCCGACCACCUUCCCGGCUACAGUCCGCACCUGGCCGCCCAGAUUGAGGCGGGGUUCACCAUAGCCGAUCGCGACAACAAAGGCCACGUGUCGCUCUCUGAUUUGCUGGAGUUCAUGCAGUCGCAGUACGGGCUGGGCCACGACUACGUGACGGCGCUUGCCCACCAGAUGCACAUCGACGAAUCAAAUCAAAUCUCCAAGGCGGACUGGGAGUCAUUCAUGGUGAGGUGGAUGAGGCGCAAUGCACAGAGGGACAACAACGUGUGUGUCGUCAACCUCACCACGCCCGCCAAUUACUUCCACGCCCUCCGCCGCCAGGUCAAUCGGCAUUUCUCCAAGCCCCUCGUCAUCAUGUCCCCCAAGUACCUGCUGCAUCACAAGCCAUGUGCAUCACCUCUCAGCCAUUUCACAUCCGGCACAUUCUUCCAGCCAGUGAUAGCGGAUGGAGACAUAGGAGACAACAUGCGGCAUCUGCAUGCUGACAAGCUGCUGCCGCCCGGCGAGAUGAAACGCCUUGUGCUAUGCUCAGGGAAGAUCUACUACUCGCUGGCGCACGCCAGGAGGGCGAGGAAGCAGUGGGAGGUGGGGCUGAUGCGCAUAGAGCAGCUGGCGCCCAUGGCGGUGGACCAUGUAGCACGGGUCAUCAACAGCCACUCUGCUGCUGAACUCGUGUGGGCACAGGUGGGUGCUCCUCCCCUUCUUCCCCUCCUCUUGGCUCCCUCUCUUUGCUGCCCUCCACUUGCUCCCCCUCUUUGCUCCUCCUCGGGGUUGAUGCGCAUAGAGCAGAUGGUGCCCAUGGCCGUGGACCACAUGGCACGGGUCAUCAAUAGCCAUUCCAACGCUGAACUCGUGUGGGCGCAGUCAGCUGCGGCCAGCAAGACCGGCAGAUACGGUCGAUCCCCUUCCGGUUCCCGCGACUCUCCCCUUGCGCCCUCCCGCUCCGACCAGCCCAGCUGGCGCUCCGCCGCCGCCGCCCCUCCCCCGCCCGCGGGGCCAGGAGCGGCGGGAGCAGGCGGAGGGGGGAGCACGGGAUGGGGAGACAGCGCGGACGGCGGUAGAUCUGCGGGUGGCGCAGCUCCCGGGGGAGCGUGGGCGCGGGGCGGACCGGGGAAGAACGACAACGCUUGGGGAAGGGGAGGUGGCGCUGGCGCGCCUGGCGGAGCCCGCGGGGGACCUGGCGGAAAUCCGUGGCACACGGGCGGGGGCGGGGUGGGUGUGUUGACCGGCGCGUGGCAACAGCCGCUGCAGCACCUGCAGCAGCCGGCGCCGCCGCCUCUGUCGCAGCAGCAGGCGCAACUGGACCAGGCGCAAGCGGGGAAGGGCGCGCGAAAAGGGGACGGCGGGGGCGCGCUUGACAGAGCGGGGGAGAGUGCGAAUGGGGGGAGCGCGAACGGGGGGAGCGCGGGAGAUGCGAGCGUGGGGGCAGCGCGCGCGGGGGGACGGGAAUGGAUGGUGGCGGUGAGCGCGUGUUUGAUUGGGCAUGCGGUGGAGGUGCAACUGGUGCAGGGCGACUCGUACUCCGGCAUAUUCCACGCUGCUAACGAGGAGGACUAUGGUGAGUCAGCGUAUGCUUCUAACAAGGAAGAUUUGGAGAACUAG